Messenger RNA from Callorhinus ursinus (northern fur seal), 3568 nucleotides. RefSeq names its product zinc finger protein 248 (gene ZNF248). Gene Ontology annotation, biological process: regulation of DNA-templated transcription. The record is from RefSeq and is a predicted model, not a curated record. Lineage: Eukaryota; Metazoa; Chordata; Mammalia; Carnivora; Otariidae.
GCCCGCAGGUGUCCAGCCCCAGCGCUAAGCUGGCUGCGCCGUCGUGCGGCCGCGGGUGGGGAGUGCGCGUGCGUGACGUGUGCGCUGGGCCCACAGGGAGGGGGUGGGGCUCCGGGAAGGAGUGAGUGCGCGUGCGCGACGUGCGUGCGCGCCUGGCGUUUUGACGUGUGUGCGUGCGUCGUAUGUGCGCCGGGCUUACUAGGAGGGGCGCGGUUGUAGGAGAAGCUGGCAGGGCGUCAGAUGUGAAUGAAUUGCUCUGAUCGAAUAGUCGACAUGAGGCUCGGUCUCCUUAUCUGUAAAGUGUGGAUGUCAGUAAUACUUGCCGCAUGGCAUUGUUCUGAGCACUCACAUUUUGCUAGCUAUUUGUUUGUUAUUUAUGUAAUACAUGCGGCUGGAGCUUGGACAAGUCUCUAGGGCCUUCAUUGCUCAGUUAACUCAUUUGUGCAAUGGAAGAGGAUAGAGGCUGGACUAGCUAGCCACCAAGGCCCUUUCCUGGCUCUAACAUUCCCCAGGUCCCCAGUUAUUAUUUAUUAUGUAUUCAUUUGUUAUUUGUUAUGUAUAAGCAUGACAGUAUCCUGAAGCCAUCGAAGGCUGUGUGACGGUGGAAGGUCUGGGACAAAUUUAAGAAGAGCGAGAACCUAAAUUGGUAAUAAAUCAAUAAGAAACAAAUGUUUACAUUCACUCAGUGAAAAGUAUCAUGUCUAAGCUCAACAUAUAUCGGAGCCACACAUGGACACCUCUCCCUCCUUCACUAAGAGCGGAAAAUGAACAGAUCCCAGGAACAAGUGUCAUUCAAAGAUGUAUGUGUGGACUUCACUCAGGAAGAGUGGUAUCUGCUGGAUCCUGCUCAGAAGAUACUAUACAGAGAUGUGAUUCUAGAAAAUUACAGCCAUUUUGUCUCAGUAGGAUAUUGCAUUACUAAGCCAGAAGUGGUCUUCAAGAUAGAGCAAGGAGAAGAGCCCUGGAUAUUAGAGGCAGGAUUCCCAAGCCAGUGCCACCCAGAAGACUGGAAAGUUGAUGACCUGAUAGAGAGCAGCCAGGACAAUGAAGACGAACAUUUUUGGCAACUUGCUUUCACCACCAACAAAACAUUAAAUGUAGAUAGUGGUGAUAGAGUAAGAAAAGCUUUCAGUCUGGACACAGAUUCUGUUCCUUCAAGAAAUUUUCCAUGUAAGAUAUGUGACUCGUGUGAAAUGAGUUUGAAAAAUAUUUCAGGCUUAAUUAUUAGUAGAAAGAGCUAUUCUGGGAAGAAGCCUGAUGAGUUUAAUGUAUAUGAGAAAUUGCUCCUUGAUAUUAAGCAUGAGAAAACACCUCCCGGAGGGAAAUCUUAUAAAUAUAGUCAAAAAAGGAAUGUGCUCAAUCAUAGCCACGACCUCAGUCAGCCAAUUUUUGACCCGCCUUCUGAGUAUAAUGAAGACGGACAAGCCUUCCAUGAGGAAGCGGCCUUUUUCACAAACAAGAAAAUACAGAUAGGAGAGACGCUUUGUAAAUAUAAUGCAUGUGGAAGAACCUUCAUCCACAGUUUAGAACUCAGUUUAUCUCAGAGAACUCAUUUGGAGAUGGAGCCAUAUGAAUGCAAUAUUUGUGGGAAGUCCUUCUAUACAGAUUUAAGAUUGGGACAUCAGAGAACUCUUACAGGAGAGACUCCUUAUGAAUACAGUGAAUAUGGGCAAACCUUCUGUGAUAACUCAACUUUCAUUAUCCAUCAGGGAACCUAUACAAGAAAGAUUCCCCACGAAUAUAAAGUAGGUCCUAAAACGUGGGAAAAGUCAACCCUCUUUAAACGUCAGAUAGUACACAUGGGCAAAAAACCUUAUGAGCACAAUGAAAAUGGAAAUAACUUCAACAAGAAGUCACAUCUCACCCAGCUUCGAAGAGGUCACUCAGGAGAAAAAACCUUUGAAUGUGGUGAAUGUGGGAAAACAUUCUGGGAGAAGUCAAACCUCACUCAACAUCAAAGAACACACACAGGAGAGAAACCCUAUGAAUGUACCGAAUGUGGGAAAUCCUUUUGUCAGAAACCACACCUUACCAACCAUCAGCGAACACAUACAGGAGAAAAACCCUAUGAAUGUAAGCAAUGUGGAAAAACGUUCUGUGUAAAGUCAAACCUCACAGAACAUCAGAGAACACACACAGGGGAGAAACCGUACGAAUGUAACACAUGUGGGAAAUCCUUCUGCCACAGGUCAGCCCUAACUGUCCAUCAGAGAACACACACAGGAGAGAAACCCUUUAUGUGUAAUGAAUGUGGGAAGUCCUUCUGUGUGAAGUCAAACCUCAUUGUUCAUCAAAGAACUCACACAGGGGAGAAACCCUAUAAAUGUAACGAGUGUGGGAAAACCUUCUGUGAAAAAUCAGCUCUCACUAAACAUCAGAGAACUCACACAGGAGAGAAGCCCUAUGAGUGUGAUGGAUGUGGAAAAACCUUCAGUCAGAGGUCGGUACUUACAAAACACCAGAGAAUUCACACAAGGGUGAAAGCUCUUUCAACAUCCUGAUGUCCAGAAACCUUCACCCACCCUUUCAAAUUCUUACACCAUUUUUAAAAAUGAGACGAAUGAAGCCCAAAGAAUGCCUCACAUUACUAGAAAGCGAUGUCUUAUCGUAUUUCAGAUAAUUAAUACUAGCAUAAAACCUUACUGAUAUUUUGAAUAUGUGAAAGCUCUCAAGAAAAACUGAAGCUUUUCAUCAGAAAAUUUAUAUUGAGGGGAAAUUUAUUCACUUAAGGAAUGUGGUAGAAAUCUUUGUCUAGAAUUUGCUGUGUCAUAUUCCAGAUGUGAUACCAAAUUUUAUUGUAAAUAUAGUGGAUGGUAUUCAUUCAUACCCAUAUUCACAGUGGAAUCUGAAGCUUAAAAAAAGUUGAGUCACAACAAUAUUAAAUAUUUGUUUUGCAGGCCUGAUGUUUGCAGGCCUGAUGUGGGUAUAGUAAUAUAGCAGAAGUUAGAGGUAUGCUUGAUUUGCAUAUUGGAGUCCAACAUACUUGUGAAGAGAAAAUAUCCCUUAAUUAAAUAGCUAUUAUGGUCUAUAUUAGUAUCUCCCACGCUAAAUACCACCAGUGUCUUUAUAGGUUGAUAUAAUUGUAUAUGUAUAUAUAUGUAUAUGUAAAUAUAUUUAUACACAUGUACCCACACGUACACAGUGGUGUGUUAGAGUAAGCUCACACUGGCUUGCAGCUGCCAAUGGUUAAAUUUUCGGGAAUUUUGUGAGCCAGUUGUUAAACAUAGUCAUUAUUUAAGAAUUAUAUUAAAAAGGUAAUAAAUACACAGCACUCCACUUCUUAAUUAUUUUAUAACAUUUUGCUCUUUGUUCUUUAGGUUACUUAUAUUAUCGAGUCUCAUGGUAAAAAUACCAUCUAAUGUGCUACUGCACAUCUCUUCCCACCUCUGCACUCAGUGUCGUCCUUUUGGUAGCUUGGCUUUAGUGGGAGCAUUUAUGCCCUGGAAAUUGGCAAACUCUACAAACCAGGGUUGUUAUUUUCUCAGAGAACCUGUUGUCAAAUACUUACCAGCACACCACUGUGUAUAUACGAAAAUAUAUCUGGACAAUUUAAAGUACAAACUACAUA